Messenger RNA from Varanus komodoensis (Komodo dragon), 3661 nucleotides. It is a transcript of the gene ACBD3, whose product is annotated as acyl-CoA binding domain containing 3. NCBI's taxonomy places the organism in Eukaryota, Metazoa, Chordata, Lepidosauria, Squamata, Varanidae. Gene Ontology annotation, molecular function: fatty-acyl-CoA binding. The transcript is spliced from 8 exons. The record is from RefSeq and is a predicted model, not a curated record. Gene Ontology annotation, cellular component: Golgi membrane. Bases 21 to 1619 code for a protein of 532 amino acids.
GGCGAGGCGGCGGGCGGGCGAUGGCGGCUGCAGCGGCGCUGAGCUCCGAGAGGUUGGAGGUCUCCAUUGACGGGCUGACCCUGAGCCCGGACUCGGAGGAGGCGCGGCCGGGCCAGGCCGACGCGAGGCCGCUCCCCGCUGCCGGGGGCCGGGGCGGGCGGCCGGGGGCUAGCGCCCAGAUGGGGCAGAAGAUGGACGAGGCCGGCGGCGAGGCCGGCGGAGACAGCGACGGCGGCGAUGGGGGCCUGAGCCUGGAGCGGCGAUGGGGCUUUGGCCUGGAGGAGUUGUAUGGCCUGGCCUUGCGCUUCUUCAAAGAAAAAGAUGGCAAAGCAUUUCAUCCAACUUAUGAAGAAAAGCUCAGACUUGUAGCACUGCAUAAGCAGGUUCUGCUGGGACCUUACAAUCCAGACACUUGUCCUGAAGUUGGGUUCUUUGACGUUCUGGGAAAUGACAGAAGGAAAGAAUGGGCUGCCCUUGGAAACAUGACAAAACAAGAUGCCAUGACAGAGUUUGUAAAGCUCCUGAACAGGUGCUGUCAUGUCUUCUCAACAUAUGUUACCUCCCAUAAAAUAGAGAAAGAAGAACAGGAAAAGAAAAGGAGGGAAGAAGAAGAACGUAGGCAACGUGAAGAAGAAGAGCGAGAGCGUUUGCAAAGGGAGGAAGAGAAACGUAGGCGAGAGGAGGAAGAGAGGCUGAGACGGGAGGAAGAAGAGAGGCGGCGGAUAGAAGAAGAGAGAUUCCGAAUGGAGCAGCAGAAGCAACAGAUAAUGGCAGCAUUGAACUCCCAGACUGCUGUUCAGUUCCAGCAGUAUGCAGCUCAGCAGUACCCUGGCAACUAUGAGCAGCAGCAGAUCCUAAUUCGUCAGCUCCAGGAGCAGCACUAUCAACAGUACAUGCAACAACUUUAUCAGGUCCAGCUUGCACAACAACAGGCAGCUUUACAAAAACAGCAAGAAGCAGCAGCCACAGCAGGAGCUUCAGUUACUUCUGUAUCGAAAGCAAACCCAGCUGCCACAGGAGAAAUCCCAUCUGUCAAUGGGCAAGCUAGCACACAUACAGACAGCUCUGAAAAAGAUCUGGAAACUGAUGCUAUAGAAGAAGCACUAGAGAAUGGACCAAAAGAAUCUGUUCCAGUCAUAGCAGCACCAUCCAUGUGGACACGACCCCAGAUUGCAGACUUCAAAGAGAAGAUCCGCCAGGAUGCAGAUUCUGUGAUCACAGUGGGCAGAGGAGAAGUUGUGACAGUCCGUGUCCCAACGCACGAAGAGGGCUCUUAUCUCUUCUGGGAGUUUGCUACAGACAAUUAUGACAUUGGUUUUGGGGUAUAUUUUGAAUGGACAGACUCCCCUAACACAGCAGUCAGCGUACAUAUUAGUGAAUCCAGUGAGGAUGAGGAUGAGGAUGAAGAAAAUGCUAGCAAUGAAGAGAAAGCCAAAAAGAAUGCCAACAAGCCUCAACUAGAUGAAAUAGUGCCUGUGUACAGACGAGACUGUCAUGAAGAAGUAUAUGCUGGCAGCCAUCAGUACCCAGGGAGAGGGGUCUAUCUCCUUAAAUUUGAUAAUUCCUACUCGUUAUGGAGGUCAAAAACAGUUUACUACAGAGUCUAUUAUACUAGAUAGAGAUCUCGUUGUGCUGGAGGCUGGGCCGGUGCAGAAGAUGUCAUGUUGUUUGGAACUUCCAUCAAGCAUACUGGACCUUUUGACUCUGUUACCCUGUCUGAUGUAUCUGUAUGGUUUUUGUGUGUGUGCGUGUGCGCGUGUUAACUUUUGGCACUGGGAUCUGGGCUUUCUUCUGCAGCUCAGUGUUGAUGCAGUUUGUGGGGACAACCACUCCCUUCUGGUUGUUUGCCACACUGUGAGACAGUUAAGCAAGUAGCAUACACUGCAUAAACUGGCCUUUUAAAACCCCUGAAACGCUAACACACAUAUACAAGGGCAUGAUGUUUCCUUGGUGGCACUCAGUCUGAUGUUGCCUGACCUGUAAGCUUUGAACGUUUAAAGAUGAUAAUUCUGUUAGUCGUUCAUUUGAGGGUACCAGCCUUAUUUGUGGGGGUGGGGAGUCUGAUGCAAUCUGCACUGUAGCAAGCAAGUUUCUUAAAACUGUAUUUGAAUGUCAGAAUUUUACACCAUUAAACUUGAAACUUAGUGGAUGCAGUUUAGAAACUGAUUUGUCUCGUCGUCUGUUCUCAUUGAAGAAGUCAUUUGGAGCCUCCCGGUUGAAAUGCCAUGCGGCUGGAUGAGGCCUGGGAGUGUCUGUGCCUGCCCUGCAUGGAGAUGUGUAGGCCUAUUCAAAGCAAGAAAGUAUGUGGGAUGAUAUAGAUAUAUAUUUAUAUGCACAUCAGAUAAAUUUCCUGCUUUAUUUUCAACAUUAGACCAUUUUAAUAUUGGACUUCAAGGAGAUAGCAAAAGAUCUCUAUCUUUCCCCUCUGUCUGCUGCUAAUCCCAAGACCCAAGUUUUAUACAGGAUUCAGACUUCAGAAUGGAGACAUAGGUAACUUGCCAUUUGGAUAAAAAACUCCAGAAUUGUGUGUGUUUGUUUUUUUAUAAACCACAUUAAAAUAAGUGGGAACUGCCCUUCUGUAGUUCUUGCUUCUUGAAUUGGCAGGGGCGUGCAUGAGACAUUCCUCUUGGUGUGCUUCUCUUCUGAAACUUGCUGGAUAGGAUUCCAAUUCAAAUGCAUUGUCUGCCCAACUUUUAUAGUUCAUUUGGGGACCUUUUUUCUUUUACAAACCUGAGCUUGCAUUUUGUGCAUUUGCAUAAUGAAAGAAUGUCAUGUUGUAGGAAUUAAUAUUGCACUGAUGUUGUGGCAAUUGUUGCCAGGAACAUUGUAGUUUUUUUAUCCAGAUUGCAUUUGUAGACUCAUUCUUUCUUUCAGAAACACAAGAACUGUUCUAAUCUGCAUAUCAGGUUUAGAGAAAAACUGAAAAAUUGUGUAUUUGCUCUUCAGUGACUAAGGAAGGUGUGUCUCUUUGUUCAAUUUAUUUGCAGCAGCAGUAAAACAACUUUAUAUGGAAUCAUGUUUUCAAGAAGCAAGAUGGGGUUGGCAUUUUUAAAAAAUGACUUGAGUAAAGUCUGUUAUGCUUGAGGAAUGCAGUCUCCCCUGUCCCACAUGAAUGAUUUGUUCUACUGCAAAUGGAUCUGUUGGAAUUCUAGGGUUUUUCUGUUCAAGUAGCUGUACAUACAUUAUACAUACUUUUUUUUUCUUCUCACAUCGUAAAAGGAUCUCUUAAAAGGAUGUGAUUUCUCUACCUUGUUUGAUAUAGCAGUGCAUUAUGAGCUACUGUCUAGUUAGCGGUGCUCCACUCAAAUCUGCUCUAACAUGUUCUGUUCUCAUGUGUACCUAAUACUAUAUAAACUCAUGGAGUUAGAAAUCGCUUGCUUUUUAAAAAGCUGUAUUUUAAAUUUUAAAAUGAAAUUAGAGGCAGGCACUAAUUCUGUUGAGUAUCAUAGAUUUCGUUUUGUCCGUAUCACAUGAUUUAGCAGGAAAAAAUGUGUUGGAGAGCAAUAUAUGUUUGUUGUAAACAACAGCACAUUUUUGCUGUCAUGCUUUGGAUCUCCAAUCUCCAAAAAUUGCCUCUGACUGUUGAUGAGUAGAGAAAAGUAUGCUUUCAAAAUACCUUGGAAUAAUAUAUUUAAUCUGAAUUAAAAAUGCUUAUAUGGAA